GCACCUGCCACUUGCCCGGGGCAUCGCCCUGGCUCUACCCUGCCAGUGUGCGAGGAGCGUGAAGCUGGGGCCUGUUCCCUGGAAUUUGAGGAAUGCAUCAGGGACCUCUCAAUACUUAUGCUGCUGGUCCCCCAGAACCCAGAGCAUGGCAGAUGGGGUGCAGGCCAGCCCCGGAGGGUUCAGGAAGAAGAUGCUGGUUAGAUGCUGCUCUGUGUGGAGGGGUCCAAGCUGCAAGGCCUCUGCCCCUUCCAGAACCUUCAGGUCCAGCCUGGGCGUGAAGCUCCUCGUCAUCGCCGUCCUGGCCGGUGGUGUUCUGUCCAUAGCCCAGGGCAGCCUGCUCAACCUGAAGUCCAUGGUGGAGACCGCCACAGGCAGAAGCGCGAUCCUGUCCUUCGUGGGUUACGGCUGCUACUGCGGGCUGGGGGGGCGUGGCCUGCCCAUGGACGAGGUAGACUGGUGCUGCCAUGCUCAUGACUGCUGCUACCAGAAACUCUUUGACCAGGGCUGCCGCCCCUACGUGGACCACUAUGACUUCACCAUGGAGAACGACACCGUGAUUGUGUGCAGCGAGCUCAACAAGACAGACUGUGACAAGCAGACGUGCGAAUGUGACAAGAGCGUGGCGCAGUGUCUCAGGAACCAGACGUACCGGGAACAGUACCGCAGCUACCUCAACAUUUACUGCCAGGGCCCCACGCCCAACUGCAGCAUCUAUGACCCGCCCCCAGAGUUCAUCUGUGGACACCACUUCCCAGUGACCCCUGCCCCUCCCUAGCACUCCUGAGGUCUGAGCGAAGUGGGUAGAGGCUCUGUCUUGGGGACCAGACAGAUGGAGCAGACAGGGGUGGGACCAGGGCAGGAGCCCAGGGGCCCUGCAGCAAGUCCGGCCUCAGAGGACCGGGAGACGGGGCCCUGCCUGUGGCCACCUGCUCUUCCAGACCAGCUCUGGACAUGACUUUGUCCUGGUGCUGGUUCUGGACUUGGUGGGAAGCGUGUGGCUUGUUGGGGUCUCUCCUGAGUGUGGAAGGCAAGAGCUGGGAGGUGAGAGUGAGUCCUCUCUGUCAGCCCAGCUUGAUUCUCUGAGCCUCCAAGACCUGGCCCCCAGGCCUCCGGCACAUGCUGGGCUGUGUCCCGGGACCCAGCUCCCAAGCAUGGACAGGGCUGUGAGGUGGGGCUUCUGGGGUCCCUGGCCAGCCCUGCAGGAUGAUCAGGAUGAUUCUUCUCUGCUCUGGGGGCCUGUGGCUCUCUAGAGCCCAUUAACACGGGAGGUGGCCCACCCCACAUCCAUCGAGGUGACACAGGGGUGCAGGUCCAGAGGACAGGUCCCAGCCCCCAAACCCCUGUCGCUCAGAGUGCCUCCGAGCAGAUUCCUGAGCCCACAUGCAGCCAGGCGUCAGGUGCAGGGUGGCACUCCCUUGAGCACACAGAGACAGGAUGGGGACGCCCAGAUAUGCCCGCAACACUUACAGCUCCUCUCCUCGCCUCUCUGACCCAUGCACAUAAAACCCCCAACCCCCACCGCAGGACACCACUCCCUGAGGAGGACCUCUGAGCGCCCUGCAGCGAGCACACAGGGCCCAGCCUCCAGGCCCUCGCUUGCAGCCACCAGAGGCAGGAGGUCAGGGACCCUGUCACCCUGUGCAUGGGGAGCCAAGUGUCCGGAGUCCUGUCCAUGGGGAAGGAGCUCACCUGACCCACCUCAGUGAAGAGGGACACAAAGGUGGAAAGGAAGGGCACUGGGAAGAAAAUUCCAGAAGGCAACGGGGUUGGGGGAGCAGAGUGGGGAGCAGGCAGGGGGGAUGGGAGCCAGGAGAGAAGGCAAGAGCCAGCUCUUUAGAAGGGGUGGUGUCUGGAGAAGGGACAGGAAUGAGAGAGGCACUGGGGUGGGGACACCCGUGGACCUGGGGACUUGCAGGCUGAGGUGAGGCUUCUCUGCUGUGCCCAGCACUGCUGUCCCCCCAGAUGCACCUUCCUGUGGUCACUUAUUCCCUCGGCUCCACCUCAAGGUCAGCAGCCUCCAUCCACCUUCAUACCAUGUCCACCCCAAGGACCCACAGAGGCUGCGCCUGCCUGGACACUGGGAACAACCCUCAGAAGGUUCAGCCUGCCCUGGCAGUGCCCACAGGGCAGUGCCCACUGUCACUAAGGAGGGAAAGCCAAGCCAGGGGGAGGAGGCCGGGAGAGAUGUCCAGGAACAGACAGCAGGAGGGGCCAGAAGCCUCACUGAGCAGCAGCUUCUAGAAUAGCAGCCUUGGGACUAAGGGGGAGGCUGCAAUGGGGCCACUCGGCAUGGGGGCCUCCUCGUAGGCUCACCUCAGGACAUGAUGGUCAGCUGCAUGUGCUGCCAGACCUGCCCAGUCACGUGUAUCUCCCUUGUCUACUCUCCAGGAGCCCAGCCAACCAGCUGCCCUGCUCCACCCCUCUGCGGCUAGCCCCCACGAGACCCUGGGUCAAGGCUCCCACCAGGCCAGGGGCAGAGCAGGGACAGGGUACCUGGAGCCUCUUUCAUGGUCUUGACCCCUGACCUGUGGGUCCCUCCUCACAAGCCCACACACCCUCCCCUCUGGAUGCUGGGCCAAGGUGCAGGAGGAGAGUCUGCUGCUAUGGGUCCACCCAUCCCUACCUCACCCCAGACUCCAGGAGGCCACAGCCCCCAGAGCACCCCAGGACUUCGCAUCCCCUCUGCAAAUUAAUAAAGACCCCACUCUGGA
Molecule: messenger RNA, 2711 nt
Organism: Ictidomys tridecemlineatus (thirteen-lined ground squirrel)
Lineage: Eukaryota; Metazoa; Chordata; Mammalia; Rodentia; Sciuridae
Gene: Pla2g2f
Product: phospholipase A2 group IIF
Biological process (GO): lipid catabolic process; phospholipid metabolic process; arachidonate secretion
Molecular function (GO): phospholipid binding; calcium ion binding
Source: RefSeq, a predicted model, not a curated record